Drosophila santomea is the source of this 2213-nucleotide messenger RNA. RefSeq names its product NADH dehydrogenase [ubiquinone] flavoprotein 1, mitochondrial (gene ND-51L1). Gene Ontology annotation, molecular function: NAD binding; NADH dehydrogenase (ubiquinone) activity; 4 iron, 4 sulfur cluster binding. The record is from RefSeq and is a predicted model, not a curated record. Lineage: Eukaryota; Metazoa; Arthropoda; Insecta; Diptera; Drosophilidae. The transcript has a single exon. Bases 86 to 2191 code for a protein of 701 amino acids. Gene Ontology annotation, biological process: mitochondrial electron transport, NADH to ubiquinone.
ACAGUUAGCUUUGCAUUUUCCUUUCAUUAAUGAAGACCCAACACACUUUAUAGUGAAUUCAGAUAAUCCGGAUAUAGACGAAAGCAUGAUAUCGUUUCUAACUAAACGCCACGUUUGUGGGGCCUACAAGAUUUCAUCGGGACUAAUUCGAGGUUAUAGAGGUCUAACAGAAGUAAAAAGCCUUCAAAAUGCGUUACCAGCAACUGAUAAAACUGGAAAUAAGAAGCUGGUGAAUAUAUUCCGAACUUCUAGCAUAAAAAAUGUGAGGAAGAACCAACAAAUUGACGCUGAAAGCUGUAUUCCCAUCUUAAGAUGGCCAGACGAACCUUCGAUGGUUAUGAGAGAAGGAAGUCGUAUCGAUGAUAACGACGAUUUGCUGUCGUCUGAGCAAAGAGCCAAAAAAAGGGAAAACUUACAAAAAUUCGAGGUAGAUUGUCCAAAAUUUCCAACCGAGAAACUUCCAUCCACAUCGAAAUUUCCUAUCAAUGAAAAUGCCGAAAAGGGUUUGGAUCCAGCCGAAGAAAAAGAACUCGAGGCCAAUUUGCUAGAGAAGCUAAAAGAUAUGGCUAAAAGAAAUAAAUCUCGACCAAAUCAGCAAGCUGACGAGAUGAAGGAUAACUUUAUAAGCUGGAAUAAUGAUAAAGUUGGAGGAGCUAUUAUGAGUCUAGAAGCCAAGGAAUUAACCUCACCAAAAGGAUCUGGAUCUGCCACUCCGGGAGGGCCUCCUCCACCCAAAAGUGGUUCUGCUCCGCCGAAGGGUGGUUCUCCGCCUGUCAAAAGCGGCGCUCCACCACCACCAAAGGGGCCACCGCCCGGAACUCCACCACCGCAGACUAAAACUACUUUCGGACCACUUGCUGAUGCUGAUCGAAUCUUUACCAAUUUAUACGGACGGCACGAUUGGCGAUUGAAGGCAGCAAUGAGGCGCGGUGACUGGUACAAGACGAAGGAGAUCCUAGCCAAGGGGGACAAGUGGAUAGUAAACGAGAUUAAGACAUCUGGACUGCGAGGGCGCGGUGGCGCUGGAUUUCCCAGUGGACUUAAGUGGUCAUUCAUGCACAAACCGCCUGAUGGGCGGCCCAAGUUUCUAGUGGUCAAUGCGGAUGAAGGCGAGCCCGGUACCUGCAAGGAUCGUGAGAUAAUACGCCAUGAUCCACACAAGCUGGUUGAGGGAUGUCUCAUUGCUGGACGGGCUAUGGGUGCGAACACUGGUUUCAUUUACCUUCGCGGGGAGUUUUACAACGAGGCUUGCAAUCUUCAGUAUGCCAUUAUUGAGGCCUAUAAGGCUGGCUAUCUGGGUAAGAAUGCCUGUGGUUCCGGUUACGAUUUCGAUCUUUAUGUGCAACGUGGAGCAGGCGCCUAUAUUUGCGGAGAGGAAACCUCUCUGAUCGAAUCCUUAGAGGGCAAGGCCGGUAAGCCAAGGAACAAGCCUCCCUUUCCGGCCGAUAUCGGCGUCUUUGGCUGUCCGUCUACGGUGACCAAUGUGGAAACGGUGGCCGUGGCCCCAACUAUUUGCCGGCGUGGUGGCAAUUGGUUUGCCAGCUUUGGACGCACCCGAAAUUCUGGCACCAAGCUCUUCAAUAUCUCUGGUCACGUUUGCAACCCUUGUACCUUCGAGGAGGAGAUGUCUAUGCCUACCAGAGAGCUUAUUGAACGUCAUGCUGGUGGAGUGAUCGGAGGCUGGGAUAAUCUACUGGCCAUCAUUCCGGGUGGCUCCUCCACUCCCUGCAUCACCAAGGAGCAUGCCUCGACUGCGAUUCACGACUACGAUGGGCUGAUGGCAGUGCGUUCGUCCAUGGGAACUGGUGCCUUGAUUGUAAUGAAUAAGGAUACGGACAUUAUCAAGGCCAUUGCCCGCUUAUCGGCUUUCUAUAAGCACGAGAGCUGCGGCCAGUGCACUCCUUGCCGCGAGGGUCUCCACUGGGUGCACAUGAUCAUGCAGAGGUUUGUGACUGGACAGGCGCAGAUCGAAGAGAUCGAUAUGCUCUUCGAACUGACAAAGCAGAUCGAGGGCCAUACCAUUUGUGCUCUAGCCGAUGGUGCUGCCUGGCCGCCGCAAGGACUCAUCCGGAACUUCCGUCCGGUCAUCGAGGAGAGGAUCAGGAAGCGGGCGGCCGAGGACCAAGCUAAAGCUGAUGCACUUCAGGCCGAACGCUUCCCUUGUCAAACGGUGACUCCUUGCCCAGAAUAAAGCGUGCCAAAUGCAGCAAAAA